Messenger RNA from Lactuca saligna, 2890 nucleotides. The record is from the annotation of a GenBank genome assembly. NCBI's taxonomy places the organism in Eukaryota, Viridiplantae, Streptophyta, Magnoliopsida, Asterales, Asteraceae.
AUGUAUCUAAAUAUAGCACUGGAAGACGAAAAGAGUCGGAAAAUGGAGAGAGCCCCGUCGGAGAUACGAUUACGAUCGCUUGUUGAAUUCACAUCCACCACUGUUCCGAUGGCUACAAACAACCCAGAGGCUCAAGGAUCGUCGGCUCCGGUUAAACCAGCUCUUCGAAAGCCGGUGUUUACUAAGAAGGGACGUGCUGUUUCUCCUAAUCUCCGUAAUGUUCGCAUUGCUGAAUGUCUCGUCGGUGAUGAAACCGGAACCAUUCUCUUCACUGCUCGCAAUGAUCAAGUUGAUCUUAUGAAACCUGGUGCUGGUGUCAUCAUUCGAAAUGGAAAGAUUGACAUGUUCAAGGGCUCGAUGAGGCUUGCUGUUGACAGGUGGGGUCGUAUUGAGGUAACUGAUCCUGUCACAUUUGAAGUUAAAGAGGACAACAAUCUUUCUCUUGUGGAGUAUGAGCUUGUAAGUGUUGCUGAAUAGGUAACCCAUCUUUCUUAUGCUUAAUUAUGCUAAUAGCCUGAUAUACUACGGGUAUGGAUCAGAAUAGAAACAUGGAUCUCUCCGCUUUAUUAUCAAAAACAUAUAACUAUGGUGGGAUCUUGAUUGGGGGAAUGUUUUGGCUAUUCUGUUUAUAUAUUUAUGAUAUAACUAUUAGGUCUUCAUUGCUCUCAUCUCAAUUUACCUUAAGUUUUUCUUUCAAUGUUUUCUGAUGCAAUAGUCGAGUGAUUAAACAAAUAUAAAUCUUGAUUGGAUUGACAAAAGCACGAUCAAUGAACAUGUGAUGGGUUAAUCACUCAAUUCUUUACACCUUUUGUGCACAUAAAAGCAUGCACAUUUAAAUUCAAAGACACUUGCUGUACAUUUUACUAACAGAAUAACAUCAAGGGAGCAAAAGUAAUUACAUUGAGUGACUAUGCAUUAAAAAAAUAUCUGUGCUUGAAUUAUGUUAUACUAAAUCAAUAUGAACAUUUUAUUGAUGAGAAUGCUUUUGGCAAAAAGACUUCACUCUAUCAAGAGCUUCUUCAAGAGAAGAUGGGUCUGCAGCAAAAGUUACACGAAUCCAGUUUUUCAAACCUACAGUAAGUCCUGCAAAACCCAAAAAGAUGCAUAUUUAUUAGGUCGUUAUAAAAUUCAACAAAAUGUUACAAAAGAAUUGUAAUCACCUGGAAGAAGAAUCACGGAUUCCUCUUUGGCUAGCUUGAAACAGAAGUCAAUAUCAUCACUAAUAUCUUUUAAUAAAGAAACAUUCAGUUUAACCUACACAAAACAAAAGAAACAAUUUUAACAAAACUUUAAACCAUUUACCUUUAUAUAUAAAACCAAAGCACCUAAACCCUUACCAUAACAGCCAUAGCUCCUUGUGGUUUUUGUGGGCAUGUCAAACAAGGGAUUUCUUGAAUUUUCCUGAAACAAAUUUCUGAAGUGUUCUUCAAUAUGCUAAGUGUUCUUGUAAAAAACACUUCUUUUGUAUCCUCAAGGAUCCGAGGAACAGCUGCCUGAAACAUUAAAAAUGUUAUCAUUUUUAAAUCUUAAAAACUUAUGAAAAUGGAAGUUAGGUGAAAACUUAAGGUGCACCAUGUGGAAGUUACACAAAGCAUUAAAUGUAGAAAGAGAUAUAAAAGAAGCACCUGAAUAAAGGUUGCUGGACCACCACAUAUAUCAAAGUACUUCUUUAGGCGCUCAAUGUUCUGAGAAAACAAGAAAGAUUAUUUUACAAUUCAAAAUAUUUAUAAUUUAAAAAAUAAAAAAGUUGUUUAUUACCUUAGCAUUCUUGAAGAUUCCAUUAGGAUCAGUUGUAACAAACCACCCAAGCCUCCAACCUGGCACUAUCCAUCUUUUUGACAAUGAACCGAGUGUAAGAAUAGGAACCAUUGACCCAAAAACACCCAUUGGCACAAAAGGGUUUUCCCCAAAAGCUAAAUGCCCAUAAACUUCAUCUGCUAUAACAAGAAUCUUAUGCUUCUUUGCUGUUUCUGCAAUCUAAUAAUAACCUCAAAUCAAUACCUUUAAUGGUGGAAAUCGUGGAAUGAAAUCACAAAUACAUAUGCAUGUUGUAUUUAGUAAUUACCUUUUUUAAAUGUUGAUAAGUGUAGACAUUGCCACAAGGAUUCCCGGGGUUUAUGAUAACAAUUGCAACUGUAUUCUGAUCGACUAAUGCAUUGACUUCAUCCAAGUCAACCUCCCAUCCUUUUUCUGGAAUAAGAUUAAAAUGUCGAAUUUCUACAUUUCUAAAAGCUGCACAAAGUUCAUAAAUUGGGAAUCCUGGUUUUGGAACUAAAAUAUUUGCAUUUGGUUUAGCUAGAAUCGAUAUAGCAACUUCUAUAGCUUGUGUGCAGCCAGCUGUUAUAUAAACAUCAUCAGGGGUUAGUUUAUACGGGAGAUCUUUCGAUAAAUAUUCCGAUAUUGCCCUGAAAGUAAACAUAAAGAAAGAACAAAACUAAGUUUUUUUUUUAAAAAAAAAAAAUUGAAAAAUACUAUGUAAAAGAAAACUUACUUUCGCGUUUGUGGGAGGCCAAUAGUAGGUGAAUAGCCAUUGAAUUUGUGGGAUUCAAGAGUUUGAACUACAGAGUCUUGAACAAGAUCAGUUGUGGUGAAGCAAGAAUAGGCAGUUGGGUCUCCCAUUCCUAAAGAGAUUACUCUCUUCUUGUUCUUUUCAUCAAGACAUGACAUUAAAAUACCCAGAAUACCCUUUAUGGUUAUGUUUGUUGGUGUCUGCAUCUUGAAACUGAUGGGGGUGUACUUGUCUUUGCAACAAUAUAUGCUAUUACUGUACAAGGUAACAGGAUGUAACUUGGGUGUUAUACUUGGUAAAAAGUUAAAGUGUGAUGAGUGUUGACUAUGUUGAUACUACGAGAUAAGCGUAUUGCUAUUUGGUUUAAUUUGAUAUCUUGAU